Molecule: messenger RNA, 2587 nt
Organism: Mercenaria mercenaria
Lineage: Eukaryota; Metazoa; Mollusca; Bivalvia; Venerida; Veneridae
Exons: 4
Source: RefSeq, a predicted model, not a curated record
GAACAAGGUGCAUUAUCAAAGUUAUAUCCUGACCUUGAAGAACAAGGUGCAGUAUCAAAGUUAUAUCCUGACCUUGAACAGGCUGGUGUUGAAGAGAUAACCUCUGCUCCAAAAGAGCUUUCAAAGCUACCUGAUGCUGUUGAAGAUUUAUGGAAGAAUCUAGACUUUUUAGUCACAAAUGGCAAGUCUUCACCUAAACACUUUUCUUGUCGUCUUGACAUAGCGAAAGUUCAGUUUGCUCUUACUGGAGAACCAAAACUCAUUUCCAUUGAUGUAUUAAAAGAGAAGGAUAUCAAUCUGACUGUUUCUGAGGAAUGUCUUGAGGUUACUAUUACAAAUUUAGACAUUGAUAUUGAUGAGUCAAUGGAUUACAUUGAAAAGAUUUUCAAGAGCCAUAUUAUUAAUAACUUCAAGAGUAUAAAGUUGGAACCUAAUUCUCCAGAGCAAUGUUCUGCACUGCUAGCAUUGUCAAAAAAGGUGCCUGUUCUAGUAAAGCAUAAGAAAGUGGUAAUAUACAAAUGUACUGCCUCCAAUACGCUGAAUAUAGUAGGAGAAACAUUGCAUUUUCCAGUUCUUAUGAAAGAACUUGGACUUUCUAGCAAUGUUGAGGAGACUGUAACAAGCAGUGCCUCUCAAACACAACUUGAAAUAGACACUAAUUUAGAAGAAAGUUUAAUUUUAGGCUACACAGGAUUUGAGGGUUAUUUAAAAGAAAAGUAUCCUAAGAAAUGCACUGAAGUGGAUGUCAGUCAAAAACCUCCAAAGCUGAAGAUAACUUCUGUGGGUUUUAGCAUUGAAGAUGCUAAAGAAGAAAAGAAUAAGUUUCUAACAAGUAGUAAAAGGAAAAAAAUAAUGAUGAAUGAUCAACGGUGUUGUGAAUUGUUGUUCAAAGAUGAAAUAUAUCCAAAUGAAUCAGUAUACCUAUUUCUACAAGGCAAGCUAAGUGCAAAAAUGAAGUCCAAAAGAUCAGAACCAAAGUUUUGCAUAACCAAGUCUGAAAAUGGGGUUUAUGUGAAUUGCAGGGAUAACACUGAAUCAGAGAUGGCAAAAAUAAUUGAAGAGAAUAUUAUUUCUUGUCAAGCAAAGAUUUCCAGUACUAAAGCAUUCGAAGCACUGGAUAGAUGGGCCCGUUCCGAAAAGUUGAGGUAUUUAGAGAAGUCAUCAGGAAGUGUAGUACUGUGCUGUACAUCUGAUAUACAUAACAAGGUGCUAGAUGAUAUUUCUUCAGAUAGAGCAGAGGAAACAGAGAUUCCCGUUACAUUUCCAAGUUUAGUUGUUAAAUUUUUAAGAUCUGUAGGCAGUGAUCUCCUUCAGGAUAUUGAAGGAAAAUUUGGAGUACAGACUUCAUUUGAUGACUUGACACUAAAACUGAAAGGUCAUCCCAGCAAACUGGAGGACUGUAAAAGGUUUUUGAAUACAGAGAUACGAAAGUUAAGAAGAUCCUUACCACUUCAGCUUCCCAAGGAAUGUCUUGAAUCGAAACGUAAUGAUCUGGACAAAGCACUACAGAAGCAAGGAUGCUGCUGCCAAUUUCACUACAAAGGAAGAAAGAUGGCCAAAAUGCUGUCAAACUGUGAAUAUUUGGUCUCUUGGAUUGAUCCUAUCAGGCAGUUAAAGAUAACUGCAGUUAAGGGGUGUCCUUGGCACUUGGAUGUAGAUUUGCAGAUAGUCUUCACAAACCACUGUCUUUUUCCAGUGGAAGUGGAAAUUGUUCCUACAAAUGGUAAGAAAGCUUUGCUUAAACUUUAAAUCUCAAGAUAAAAUCUGAACACACUAUGAGCGAUAACUCCUCUUUAAGAAAUUUCAGAUAUGCAUAUGAUAGUUAUCCAAUGCAUAAUGAAAAUAAGUUUUCUAUUUAGCUCAAAUUUUGGGUAUGUUUAGUGUAUACACCUUUGGUGAAAUGGGCCUGGUGGUAAAUAAUAUAUUACAAGUAUAUGUUUCUAAAGUUCCACUUAUUAACAAUUGAUGUUUAUUAGUCCCCUACUGGUUGAAAACCAGUUUCGGGGACUAUAGGAAUGCGCUUUUCCGUCAUUCUGUCAUUCCGUCCGUCCGCAAUUUCGUGUCCGGUCCAUAACUCUUUUAUCCAUGAAGGGAUUUUAAUAUUACUUGGCACAAAUGUUCCCCAUGAUGAGACGAUGUGUCAUGCGCAAAACCCGGACCCCUAGCUUAAAGGUCAAGGUCACAAUUGGAGGUCAAAGGUCAACAGGGCUUUUUUCCUGUCCGGUCCAUAACUCUCCCAUCCAUGAAGGGAUUUUAAUAUCACUUGGCACAAUUGUACCUCGUAAUAAGAUGAUGUGUCAUGCACAACUUUGAGACCCCUAGCUCAAAGGUCAAGGUCACACUUAGCAGUCAAAUGUUAACAUGGCAUGAACAGGGUCUGUUUCGUGUCCGGUCCAUAACUCUUUCAUCCAUGAUGUGAUUUUAAUAUUAUUUGACACAAAUGUUCCCCAUGAUGAGACGACGUGUCAUGCACAAAACCCGCACCCCUAGCUCAAAGGUCAAGGUCACAAUUUGAGGUCAAAGGUCAACAGGGCUUUUUUCCUGUCUGGUCCAUAACUCUCCCAUCUAUGAAGGGAUUUUAAUAUCA